AUGGAACUCAACCGAGAACAUUUUCGCGCCAUAAUUUAUUACAACUUUCAGAGACAAUUACCGCAACAAGAAUGCCUUACUGAGUUACUGUCUGUUUUCGGCAACGAAGCGCCACAUCAGUCGACAAUUUCCCGUUGGUAUGGAGAAUUCAAACGUGGACGGGUGGGUCUUAGCGUCGAUCCCAGGGUGGGUGCACCAAAAACGGCAGUCACCCAGGAAAACGUCGAUGCUGUGCGCAAACUCAUCAUUGAAGAUAGACAUGUGACAUAUCGCGAGAUUGAGGCGGUUAAUUGGUGUCAAAAAACGCUUGACCGUUUCAAUUCCAGAAACUCAAAAAAUGUGUACAGCAUUGUUAGUGAUGAUGAAUCGUGGAUUUACUGUUAUGAACCAGAAAAUAAACGACAGUCAGCUGUUUGGGUGUUCCAAGGUGAAGAAAAGCCAACAAAAGUCAUCCGUUCUCGAAGUGUUUCGAAAAAGAUGGUCGCGACAUUUGUAACUGUUACUGCGGAUUGGUAUACCACCAUCUGUUUGCCAAAAGUCAUUACCGAGCUUCGAAAAAUCAGCCCCGAAAGAAGAAUCAUCCUCCACCAAGACAAUGCAAGCUCGCACAUAGCUCAAAGAACAAGGCAGUAUUUAACGGAAGAAAACGUUGAAUUACUGGACCAUCCUCCAUAUAGUCCCGAUCUAAGUCCUAACGUUUUCUUUACUUUCCAGAAAAUUAAAAACAGACUGCGUGGUCGAAGGUUCCAGUCACCAGAAGAAGCAGUUGACGCAUUCAAAAAUGCCGUUUUGGAUCUGCCAGAAAACGAGUGGAAUAAGUGCGAAAAUUGGUUCGAUCGCAUGCAGAUGUAUAUUAAUCUUCGUGGAGAAUACUUCGAAAAACAAUAAAGUCAUUUAAAACUA
This is a messenger RNA of Acanthoscelides obtectus, 903 nucleotides long. NCBI's taxonomy places the organism in Eukaryota, Metazoa, Arthropoda, Insecta, Coleoptera, Chrysomelidae. The record is from the annotation of a GenBank genome assembly.